Schizophyllum commune H4-8 is the source of this 151-nucleotide messenger RNA. RefSeq lists its product as uncharacterized. The record is from RefSeq and is a predicted model, not a curated record. Lineage: Eukaryota; Fungi; Basidiomycota; Agaricomycetes; Agaricales; Schizophyllaceae. The annotation marks the transcript as partial. The transcript has a single exon.
AGCCAAGCCCGCGCGCGCAGCCACCCCAUCUACUGCGACCCCGCGCUCAACACGCCGCACGGCGUGCACGUGAACGUGUAUCAGAACUUCGUGCUCUGCGCGAUGAAGAUGUGCGCGUAUGUGAGGGAGUAUGGGGGGGGAUUGAGGGGGA